Salmo salar (Atlantic salmon) is the source of this 928-nucleotide messenger RNA. It is a transcript of the gene dnpep, whose product is annotated as aspartyl aminopeptidase. Gene Ontology annotation, molecular function: aminopeptidase activity; zinc ion binding. The record is from RefSeq and is marked provisional. Gene Ontology annotation, biological process: proteolysis. Lineage: Eukaryota; Metazoa; Chordata; Actinopteri; Salmoniformes; Salmonidae.
AAAAGUCCAGUUAAACAUUUAUGCAGUCACUGAUCAUGAAAAGUUCAAAGGAAGCUGUGCAGACUGCUGCCAAGGAGUUCCUCCAGUUCGUGAACAAAGGAGUGUCUCCAUACCACGUGGUUGAGGAGUGUAAGUCUCGUCUGCUGGGGGCUGGCUUUACUGAGCUGAAGGAGACUGAGCAGUGGAACAUCAAGCCUGCCAGUAAGUACUUUGUGACCCGUAACUACUCCUCCAUCAUCGCUUUUGCUGUGGGCGGACAUUUCCAGCCAGGCAAUGGCUUCACUAUGAUUGGAGCACACACAGACAGCCCCUGUCUGAGGAUUAAGCCACGGUCCAAGAAGACCAAACAGGGCUGUCUGCAGGUCGGGGUGGAGUGCUACGGAGGAGGAAUCUGGAACACCUGGUUCGACCGUGAUCUGACCAUCGCCGGUCGUGUUAUGGUCAAGACUGGAGAUAAGCUGGUCCAUCGUCUGGUUCACGUGCCCCGGCCGAUCAUGAGGAUCCCCCACCUGGCCAUCCACCUCCAGAGGGACAUCAACGACUCCUUCGGCCCCAACAAGGAGAACCACCUAGUGCCCAUCCUAGCCACUGCUGUCCAGGAGGAGUUGGAGACUGGCUGCUGUUCCACUGGGGAUGCCUGCGAUGCCACCACUGUUGCAGAGAAGCACCACCCGACCCUGGUCAAGGUGCUGUGUUCAGAGCUGGACGUUCAGCCUGAGGCCCUGCUGGACUUUGAGCUGUGUCUGGCUGACACUCAGCCAGGGGCAAUUGGAGGUGUGUUUGAAGAGUUCAUCUACUCCCCCCGUCUGGACAACCUCCACAGCUGCUACUGUGCCCUACAGGCUCUGAUGGACUCCUGCAUCUCUGGAGACUCUUUGGCCACAGACCCCAACAUCAGGAUGGUGACUCUGUUUGACAAUGAAGAGGU